AUGAUAACAAGUCUUAGAUCUUUGAUCAUUUUCUUCAUUUUGGUACUUGCCAUUCUGCCGGAAGUCAUUUCACAACUUGCGAAUUGUCAAAACUAUGGAACUCCAUUGAAUUCAACGGAUUGUAGAUGUCCGGCUUAUGUGAAUGGACGGCUAUGUGAAACUGUAGUAUGCAGACGAUACGGUGUUCCUGACAAGAAUCGAUGUGCUUGUGCUCCCGGAUGGUAUGAUCCAUACUGUGGAUUACGUGGAUGUAGACCAGCGAAUGAGGACCAGAUGAAUCUGGAGAAGAGAUCGUUGAUAGUUGUUUUUAAUACGAAAACAACGAUGAAGGCACAGUUAGAGACGUUGAAGAAGAAUUUCAAGGAAAUGGUUUCGAGGGUUACCAAGAAUUCAUUCGGAACGAUGGAUAACUGGAUCGAUAAUUAUAUCAUCUACGGAUUCGUCCAAACGAAAACCGAGCUUAAGAUACAAACUCAACUCUCAUAUGACGUUGAUGACAUCAUCAAUUACUUGAGUGAUUUGUCUCUUUACGAAGGAGACGAAACUCAACCAGUGCUAACUGCCAUGAAGAAUGCACAACAAAUAUAUCCAAAGAUGAAAUCUCAUGCCAUCGUGCUUGUCUUUACAGACAGUCCUGCUUCGGAUGCAACUCAAUGGUCACAUAGAUUUACAGACAAGAAUCAAGAACAAGAUGUCCUUCAGAUCUCGCUUUUAUGGAGAUCCAAGUAUUCGUUCUUCCUUUCUCUACCGGCUGGAGUUGAUUCAUCAUCAAAUGGAGUGGACGUGUAUCGAAGACUGACACUGACCAAUCACGGAGACAAUUUCUUCAUUCAAGACUCCAACGAUCUCGUCAAAGUUCUUCUUUCUGUAAUAGGAUCCCAAUAUUAUCCAGAAAACGUGGCUGUUAGAUACGGGAAAAUAGGAGAUGAAACAGUAACCACUUAUGUAGAUAAUGAUGGGGAUAUUGUAUACUUCUUGCUCACAAUCAAUCCAUCAACUCAAUCAACAUUGCCAACUAUUUCUGGAGCAACUCUUGUCGCUGAAGGACCGUCUUACAGACUCUACACAAGACCAAGCAAACUGGGUGAUACCGUAACAAUCUCUUCUCCAACAGCUGUGUCAAUCUACAACUACAGAAUGUUCAUUCAGUCAAGGAACACACUUUUGUUCAACUACAACGACGACAUGACGAUUGAUGUGGGAAAUGGGAUGGCUGUUAUUGGUAUCGACAUGUUUUCAACUAUGCAGACUUAUGGAUUCCCAAAAUGGUCAAAUAGUUCCUAUGAAGUGAGAUCGGCAGACGGAAAACUGCUUCGAGAAAAAUUCUAUUCAUCCGAGAGACCACAAGAAGAUUGUACUUUUUCGUAUGGAUUCCCAGCCUGGAAAACUCUUGCAUGUCCACCAGGACCUAUCACACAACUUCACACGUUUUACUACAACGGAUACAACCAACAAAGGGUAACGCCAGGUUAUUGUAUAGAAAGUGAUCAUAAUCCGGAUCAUCCAAAUGGAGUCACAGGAAAUAGUGAUGAUUCAAAACUGGAAAGACCUCAAGAUGCAGUUAUUCAGUGCAGUUCGAAGAACAUUGCAGCGAUCAGUGAUCCCAGAUUAGCAAAAUCAAGACAAUACAUUUUCAUUUUGGAACAACAUUCAGCAAAUCAACAAGUUUACAAAACCCUGGCUAAGGAAAUCAAUCAAAUUUUGUAUCUAACUAACUCUACUACACCCAGUAACUAUUUGAAGGAGUUCACUUUGAUCGUACAUAACUCAAAAGAAUCACAUGUGCUCCUGAGCUUUUACAACCCAAUACUUUUCGGAGAAAGGUUCCAAAGACUGGUCACUUCUCUGACUCUGCUUCCUAAUCUAGACAAUACAAUGGGGCUGCAUUCAAUUGUCCAAACACAGAAAAUGAACAUCCAACCAUCAGCUCAAGUCUACUAUUUCACAAAUCAAGCUGUUAAAAAUGUUCAAAAUAUCUCGAGGAACUGGGAUCUUGUGAAAAGAGAUGUUGAGGUCAACUUCUUUACAAUUUCUGAUGGAGUAACAACAGAAAUAUUCGCACUUCCAAAACAAUUGGAACUGGUUCAAAAAAUGACAAACGGACGGUUGAUUCCGUUGGGGAAAACUGAGGAAACACUUCUUCCCAUUUUCACUGAUAUGAUGGAUGUAACUACACUGACAACAGACAACGAACAAUAUAACUGUCACGACACGCCGCUAGAAAUCAGUGGAUAUUUUGAAGGCGGUGCAGAGUUUUCAGUGAUUCAAUUAGUUGGAACAGGACUUAAAACUGUCAAAAUGCAGGAUUCAAACGGUGCCUUGAUUACGGUGUCCGACUACAUAACCUAUCAAAAUCCAAACUUUAUUUCAAUGAAAAUCAAUUCGAACUUAUUCGCAAGUGGAAUUUGGAGAAUCUCAGCCUUGUCUACUGCUGGUGGAUGUCAGAUAACUGUUCGACAAAAAACUUCUGUUGGAGUUAUCAUGGGAUUCACGUCCUCCAAUACUGAUGACAACGUCUCAUCUCAAAUUAUAUCACAGAGAAGCGUAUCCGGAUCUCAGCCUAUUUUCGUGCCAAUCAAAGUCACUAACGAUGUGGUUCCGACUAAUUUAGAAAUACAAAUUGUUAACCGAAAAAGAUACGAUCAACCUCAGAGUUAUGCCAACACAACCAUUACUCCUAGAGAUCCUAACUCUUGUUCAUUCAACUUCGUAUCCGGGAGUGUUGUAGUUCCUAAAAGUGAACUAACGACUUGGACAGUGACUGCUUUCAAUUCUGGAGCACUAAUUCUCCAUCGUAUAUUCUAUUAUUAUCAACAUCUUCCAGCAGAUCCAUCUGUAUGCAAUGGUGGACAAGUAGAUCGAUUCGGACGAUGUGUCUGUCCAGAAAGAUAUACGGGAGACUACUGUUGGGAUAGAAUUUGUCAACCGCCAGCUACAUAUUCUUACGGAAUGUGUAGUUGUCCUCCUGGUUAUUAUGGUGAUUUUUGUGAGAUUGAACUGAUUCUGCCUUCAAAUGCGACUACAGUAUCCACUGGGACCACUACUACAGUUCAGACCACAACAAAGUUAGCACAAUUGAACAUGUAUGCCUCUGUCAUAACUUUCACAUGUCUUUCAAUUUUAUGUUUUAAUUAA
Molecule: messenger RNA, 3135 nt
Organism: Caenorhabditis remanei
Lineage: Eukaryota; Metazoa; Nematoda; Chromadorea; Rhabditida; Rhabditidae
Exons: 20
Coding region: 1-3135 (1044 amino acids)
Source: RefSeq, a predicted model, not a curated record